CCUGGAAGCCGGGUAGUAGCUGUUGCGGGUCGGUCCCGUUCCCGACGCCGGAUCCCGGGUGCUGCCUUGGGGCUCCCUCGUGGUUCGAGGGUCGGGCGGAGCGUCGUGCUGAGGUCCAAAUCCCGGAAGGGCACGGCGAGGCUCGGGCCACGAUGGACUUUCCCAGCAUCCUCCGCCCCACACUGUUUACGACUGGCCCACUUGGUCAGAGUGAUGUCCCUGACAUGUCCUUCAUGUGCAGCUGGAGAGACAUGCUGACCCUGCCAGAGCCCCUGCCCCAGAUGUCGGAGAGUGGGCUGCCACACUUGGCCAAGGGCCUGCUCUGGGAGCCAGAGACCCCUGGGCCCCUUCCCUUGCUGCCUCCUGGUCCAGAUCCCUGGGACCCCGGCAUGACUGCCCGGGACCUGGUUUUCCGGGGAGGCCUGCAGUUCCGAAAACAGCCCCAGGUCGUGCUGGAUGUCACGGAGCAGCUCAGCCGGUUCCUAUGGGACCAUGGGGACAUAGCCUUCGCACCCCUGGGGAAGCUGAUGCUGGAGAAUUUCAAAAUGGAGGGAGCCCCGAGCCGCUCUAAGACGAAGACCGUGGUCAGUGUGAAGGGGAUACUCCAGGACCUCGGUGGACACCAGCCUUGGGGGUGUCCCUGGGCUUACCUCAGCUACCGACAACGCCGGUUCUCCAUCCUUGGGGGCCCGGUCCUGGGCACGUCCGUGGCGCACCUCCUGGGAGAGCUACUGCACGAGGAGCUGGCCCUGCGGUGGGAGCAGCUGCUCCUGGAUGACGCCUUCACGGGGGGCGCGCUGGCCUGGGUGCCUGGAAGCACGCCUCAGGUGGGGCAGCUGGUCUACCCUGCGGGAGGCGCCCUGGACAAGCUGUAUUUCCAAGAGGUCAUUCUGACCCCAGACAGUGACCCCCAGGUCCUCAAGGACCCUGGCCACAUCCAGCUCCGAGGACCUGUCCGGCAGGUGGUGACCCGCACGGUGCAGGAAGAAUCUCUGCUGGCUGUCCGCUCUGACUACCACUGUGCUGUGUGGAAGGUCAGCAAGCAGGGGCGGCCGGCCCCUCUGCAGGUGCUGCAGGUUGGGAAGGGGGCCACCGGGAUCAGCCUCAGCCCUCACCUGCCUGGGGAGCUGGCUGUCUGUAGCCGUUCAGGAGCCAUCUGUCUGUGGACCCCCCAGGAUGGGCUGCGGCAAGUCUACAAGGACCCUGAGACCCUUGUGUUCCGGGACCCUUCUCCCUGGCGUUGGGCAGACUUCACCGCCCACCCUCGGGUGCUGACUGUGGGGGACCGCACUGGAGUGAAGAUUAUUGACACUCAGGGGCCCCCAGGCUGUGGUCUGCUGCUGUUCCGAGUGGGAGCGGAAGCAUCGUGCCAAAAGGGGGAACGUGUCCUACUGACCCAGUAUCUGGGGGAGUGCAGCCCUGCACCCCUGCAUCCCACGCUCCAUCUUGUCUGCACCCAGUUCUCGCUCUACCUGCUGGAUGAGCGCCUCCCCUUGGUGCCCAUGCUGAAGUGGAACCACGGCCUCCCCUCUGCCCCACUGUUGGCCCGGCUGCUUCCUGCGCCGCAGCCUGGCUGCCCACGGCCCCUGCUUCUGGGUGGCCAGGGCGGGGAGCUGCAGCUGCUUCACAUCUCAGGAGAGGGGGCCUUGGCACCCCGCCUGGCAGGACACCCCCAGUCUCUCCCUUCCCGGAGGGACUCCCUCUCUGCAUUCCCCCUGCUGGAGCCUAAGAGCCAGUGGAGGCUGCAGGAGCGUCUGAAGUCCCCAGCCAUAGGUCUGGCCGCUGCCAUCCCCCCCUCCGCCUCCACACCAGCCCUGUCGCUCUUCCAACUCUCUGCAGCUGGAGAUGUCUUCUACCAGCGCCUCCGCCUCCAGGCAGAUCCUGGGGCCCCCAGCAACCGUGGGCCCAACUCCUCUGCCCCUGCGGCUUCCUGGAGCCCCCAGGACACAGCCUGCUGCAGCCGGUGGCUGAAGGCCUUGCUGGAGGUGCCCACAGCUCCCCCUGUAUGGGCUGCACCCACCUUUUCCCACCGCCAGCUGCUGGGCUGCUUGGAGCAGCGGAAGGUUGAGGGGAGAGUGCCGGAGGGUCUGCGUGCAGCCAUGGCCCAAGGGCGGCUCCUGUGGCAGAGGGACCUGGGUUCACUUCCUGUUGCCCAGCUGCCCCCUGCCCCUGAGCCAGGCCCUGAGGACAUGCUCACUGGGCGCCUGGAGGCGGCCUGGGGAGGGCGGGCAGCUGCCUGGUGGGAGAGGCAGCAGGGCGGGGGCUUGGGGCCUGGGAGGCCGCCCAAGCGGCACAAGCGCCGGACUCUGCUGUCCAGUACCUUCUCCUCACUCAGCCGCCCAGACCUCUCUGACGCCACCCCUGCUCACAGUCCAGACCGGAUACCCCCUGAGGCCAGGCCUUGCCCUCCUGUGACCCUGCCCUCCCAGGAGGUGACCCAGGAGCUGCGGACCGUCCGGAACUGUACCACUGGGCUGCCGUCCCAAAGGGACACCCCAGGAGGCUCUGAGGUGCCCUCUUCCCAGAGCUCUGGCGUCCGGGCCCCUUGCUCCGGGCAGCGGGCACCCGUCCUCUCUGGCUCUCAGCCACAUCGGAAGAAGCCCCGCAUGGGCUUCUGAGGGCCCAGGGAAUCUGCUCCCCUGCCUCCGGAAAGCCCUUUCUCCUGCACCAGCUGUGCCUUCCGUAAUUGGAACUUAGGAAAUAAAGAGAGAACAGUCUCCAGGAGUCAGACCUUUUUACCAUCUGAAGACUGCUGUGACUAGGCGACCCCCAGAAGUGGUUCAGAACCAUGUCGGAGCAGGGACAGCAACAGAGUUGUUUCUCCCGUGGUUUAUCCUUCUGCCUGGAGACGUGUUGGAAAGGCCCUGGCAGUCCUGUCCUGGGGCCAGUGUCACUGGGUUUCCUCCAGCCAGGCCACAGGGCUGCGCAGUGCAGGAGCCGGGCCCCGGAGCCCACCAGUGACGGUACCAGCUCCUCCCCAGGGUCAGUGACGGUGAAAUGAGACCCAGAGAACUGCUGGUGCUGGAUGUUCGGUUGGUUGAGCAGUUUCUGAAGUUUUUUGGACCCACAUUUAGGGUUUGAAUAAAUUGUCAGCUGAGCAUG
Messenger RNA from Manis pentadactyla (Chinese pangolin), 3102 nucleotides. It is a transcript of the gene TAF1C, whose product is annotated as TATA-box binding protein associated factor, RNA polymerase I subunit C. Lineage: Eukaryota; Metazoa; Chordata; Mammalia; Pholidota; Manidae. Gene Ontology annotation, molecular function: protein binding; RNA polymerase I core promoter sequence-specific DNA binding. Gene Ontology annotation, cellular component: fibrillar center. Gene Ontology annotation, biological process: transcription by RNA polymerase I. The transcript is spliced from 15 exons. The coding region runs from base 153 to 2618 and encodes 821 amino acids. The record is from RefSeq and is a predicted model, not a curated record.